AUGUGGUAGGACUGGAAGGAAUCCGCCUCCCAACCAACCCUACAUACCCCCAUCAUGGGAGAUUUUCUCUUCCAAUCGAUAAUAGUAGAGAUGAACAAUUGUCAAGGAAAAAAGUGUCAAAAGGAACAAUAUGAUAAACAAAGAGAACAAGUAGCCCAUUAUUAUGGCACUGUAUUGAGUUCCAAUCGAGACUUGAAGUCUUCAGCUUGUUGUCAAGCACAAGAACCGUCCAUUCACAAAGCCAUAUGUAGUCGGUUGCCCGAUGAAAUUCUAGAAAGAUUUUAUGGUUGUGGAAGUCCUAUUCCUCCUGCGUUAACCAACGCAAUAGUUCUGGACCUCGGAUGUGGUACGGGAAGAGACGUGUACGUUUGUAGUGCUUUGGUAGGUGUUGGUGGUAGAGUGAUUGGAUUGGAUAUGUUGGAUUCCUCUUUGCAAGUAGCAAGAAAGUAUCAAACGACUCUAUCAAAACAGUUCUUUCCAGAUUUGGAGUCGUAUUCCAAUGUCGAGUUUCUCUGUGGAUAUAUGGAACAGUUGGAAGAAGCUGGAGUGGAAAGGGAGAGUUGUGACUUGGUGAUAUCCAAUUGUGUCAUCAAUUUAGUGCCUAAUAAGGAACAAGUAUUUCGACAAGUGUACUAUACGUUGAAAGUAGGAGGAGAACUUUAUUUUAGUGAUAUAUAUACGGAUAGGAGAAUGAGUGAAGUGGCAAAAACAGAUCCGCUUCUUAUAUGUGAGUGUUUAGGAGGAGCACUAUAUUUACAAGAUUUUAAGUCGAUAGUGGAAUCCAUUGGCUUUUUGGAUCCUCGAAUGGUAACUUGCAAGAAAGUAGAACAUUCACUUUCGAAUGAACUCGAGUCCAAAAUCAAAAAUGUGACAUAUUAUUCUUGUACUUUUCGUAUGUUUCGUCUGAAUGAUGGGUUAUUAGAACACAAUAGGGAAGAUUAUGGAGAAGAAGCUGUUUAUUUGGGUACAAUAACAGAAUGUCCAGACGUUUUUGAGUUGGAUAUGGAUUAUCGAUUUCCUAAAGCUGUCAGUGUUCCAGUUGAUCAUAAUACUGCCAAUAUUUUAAGAUAUUCUAGAUAUGGUAGUCACUUUUGUGUAAGUGAGAAGAUGGAACAUAGAGGGCCCUUCAUUCAAAAGAAAGGGAAUUGUUGUUACAACUUAGUUGAUUGGCAUAAAUAAAAUAUGGUACUUUAUCGAAAAGGAUUGGUAAAUAUGUUACAAAAGUCAUUGAAGGAGUUUAAAGAUGUUGUUCGUGCGGAGGGGAUUAAGGAAGACUUUUCCAAAAACGAGUAUUUUGUAACCAAAGGAGAGAAGAUACGUGCCAAUAGACUACAAGCACAGUAUAGAAGAAAGGCAAGCAAGACGUGGAAUAUGACAAAUACUUUGUUGGAAAGACAAUCAAGAGGUUUCUAGUGGCGCAUAUAAAUAUAUAUAUAUAGAGAGAGAGAGAGAAAGACAGAUAUUAUGAAAGAAGGAGUAUAAAAGUGGAACAAAGGAAAAAUAAAGAGUCAAGUUGGUUC
This is a messenger RNA of Galdieria sulphuraria, 1520 nucleotides long. RefSeq names its product arsenite methyltransferase. The transcript has 2 exons. Gene Ontology annotation, molecular function: methyltransferase activity. Bases 55 to 1179 code for a protein of 374 amino acids. The record is from RefSeq and is a predicted model, not a curated record. Lineage: Eukaryota; Rhodophyta; Bangiophyceae; Galdieriales; Galdieriaceae.